Molecule: messenger RNA, 1995 nt
Organism: Fusarium pseudograminearum CS3096
Lineage: Eukaryota; Fungi; Ascomycota; Sordariomycetes; Hypocreales; Nectriaceae
Exons: 10
Coding region: 1-1995 (664 amino acids)
Biological process (GO): amino acid transport; transmembrane transport
Cellular component (GO): membrane
Source: RefSeq, a predicted model, not a curated record
AUGUCUAGAAAGUUGCCUAGUGAAUCCGUCUCAGAGGAAGUCCCUCUCGACGUCUUCCCUACGAACUCCACACUGCCUAACAAUCCCUCACCCACCAGCAUUAGAGCACGUAACGGAGACCACCAAGAGCCUAACCGCGAUGAUGCAGAAGAUGAACCUAGGGUGAUCGUGUUUCCCGGCGCUCGUGUUGAUAUUGCCCCUAUUGAAGCACCGCAGCCUCCUGAUCACACCCUCCGGCGAAAGCUGGAAGGCAAGCAUAUUUUUAUGAUCGCUAUCAAUGGCACGCUUGGUACAGGUCUGUACGUCCGAAGCGGCCAGAUCCUCGAGCUUGGGGGGCCUGUCGCGGUCAUUAUGUCCUUCCUCUUCCUGGGCAUCUUGACUUGGGCGGUCAUGCAGUGCAUUGCUGAAAUGCUGUGUCUUUGGCCUAUACCGGGGGCACUCCCUGUGUUUGUCAGGAAGUUUGUGGAUAAAGAACUUGGCGACACCGUGGGUGUUGCAUACUGGUACACAUAUUCCAUCGGUUUCUCCGCUCUGAUUGCUACUUCCGCCAGUGUCCUAAAUUACUGGACUGCUGAUGUUGAUGGCUUCACUGAGGGGUUUGUCUUUGUUGCCCUUCCUGUGACACUCGUCAUCAUAAAUGUUGUCAGGGUUGAGAUCUACGGCUGGAUAGAGGUUGUAACUGGCGUCAUCAAGAUGGCAUUUCUGGCUAUAAUCAUAAUCUGCCUCGCCUACAUUAUCAUCAAUUCCGAUGUCAGCUCAAACUCGAGCUGGAGAGACCCUUUUACAUAUGAUACCGAUGCGGCUAAAGGGUGGUUCGAAGCUUUGAUGAUGUGUUUCUCAGUCGCUAUAUUUGCCUACGCAGGCAUCGAGAACUUUGCCGUUUCUGUUAUAGAAGCCCGAUGGCCACCACCACCUCCAACACCUGUAACAUCGACCGAUACACCACCGGCAACGCCAACCAACACACGAUACCGGUCCGUAAAGAGGACAUUAGGCUUCACCGCAUUCUAUCUACCAAUCAUUGUAGCAUUUGCCUACACAACUAGCGGACUCCUCGUCUCUUUGGGCAUCAAAAGAGACAACUGUGGCCUACAGAGACUCAGCUGGUUGGAAUCUAAAGAAUGUCCAAAGUCAGAUGACGAUAACAAAAAAGGCAAAUUCACUUUCUCGCCGUUUGUCAUUAUUGCGAGAAGCUCUGAGAUCUAUGGACUCCACAACGCUUUUAACGCUUUUAUCGUCUUCACUGCUUUGACAUGCGCAAACACCAACCUGUAUGUCGCAUCGAGGACUCUCUUCGGUGUCACGAGAAAUAUCCGGUCUGCCGAUGCCAUGCCAAGGGCCCUUUCCUGGUUUGGUGUGACGAAUAACAACGGAGUUCCCAUACGAGCCAUGACAUUCACUGCCCUCGCCUUCUGUUGGGUUCCCUUUCUCCAGAAGAAAGAGACGUUCAACACAGGUUCGGAUAUCGGAGAAUUUGUCGAGAUAUUAGUUCAGAUGGGUUCAGUCAGCAUCAUCAUUAUAUGGGCUUGUCUGUGUCUCGCAUAUAUCCGAUUCUACCAUUGUAUCCACAAGUUCGAUGAUGCCCUAGCCGAGGCAGGAAUCAAUCUAGCCAGACAUCGUCACAAACACGAGUACAGGUUUUACCCAUACCAAAGCCACUGGCAACCGCUCCUAGCCUACUUAGCCCUCGCCGGGUGUCUCGUUAUUCUCGUGGUAUUUAAUGGAGUGUUCCUGUGGAACAAGUUCGACGUCAUCCCAUUCUUGUCGGGCUAUCUGACGACUAUAGUCUUCAUCGCUGUUUGGUUGCUGCUCAAAGUUUACAAGAAGUCAUGGUCGCUUUGGGCUGGCCUUGAUGCUGCUGCUGUGGAGGAGCUGAUAAAGGAUUUGAAUGCGCUGCGAGAUAAAUCUCUGGAGCAACCUCCAAGGGUCUCCAGAUCUUUUUGGGUUUCUAUCAAGGGACUUUUUAAAAGUAACACACAGCCCAUUGAGCAGUGA